Messenger RNA from Lotus japonicus, 1128 nucleotides. RefSeq lists its product as uncharacterized. The record is from RefSeq and is a predicted model, not a curated record. Bases 1 to 1128 code for a protein of 375 amino acids. The transcript is spliced from 3 exons. NCBI's taxonomy places the organism in Eukaryota, Viridiplantae, Streptophyta, Magnoliopsida, Fabales, Fabaceae. Gene Ontology annotation, molecular function: nucleic acid binding; zinc ion binding.
AUGGGGAAUAAUGGCAAUUUGCCAGCAAACCUUCCAAUUUUUGAUGGCAAGAAUUGGGAUCAAUGGUGUUCCAAGAUGAGGGUCAUCUUCAACUUUCAGGAAGUGGGUGAGUAUGUUGAUGGUGGCUAUGAACGGUUAGGGGAGAAUCCAACGGAGGCUCAGCGAACUGCACACAAAGCGAUGAAAUCUGAUGAAUCAAUUGCUGAUUACCUUUCAAGAUUGGGAUCUCUCACCAGUCAAAUGAAGAGUAAUGGUGAGGAUUUGACUGAGCAAUCGAUUGUUGAGAAGGUACUCCGCACAUUAACCCCAAAAUUUGAUAUGAUUGUGGUUGCAAUUGAAGAGACAAUGGAUCUUAGCCAAUUGAAGUUGGAAGAUCUGAGCAAGAAGUGGAAAAAGGGAAAGUUCAAGUCACAGAAGGAAAAUUUCUCUAGCAAAGAGAAAUCUGAUCUUGAAGAUAGGCCUGAACCUUCUUCCACAAGAGGAGGUGAUAGUGGAAAGUUUAGUGGAAAGAAAAAGACCACUGACAGAAGUCAAGUUCAGUGUUUCAGGUGUGAAAAGUUUGGCCAUUAUGCCUAUGAGUGCAAGAAAUUUAGAGGUGGUUCCAAUAAAGGAAAAACUCCCAAGAAGGCUGAAGAAGAAGCUAACUUGGUUCAAGAUGACUCAGACUCAGAUCCUGUAAUGUUGAUGGCUACAACCUGUGAGAGUGGUAAGGAUUCUGAAGUUUGGUAUUUGGAUACCGGGUGCUCCAAUCAUAUGACUGGGCGCAGAAGAUGGUUCUCUGAAUUUGAUGCUACAAGGAAAACAGUGGUUAGGUUAGCAGACAGCAGCAAAAUGAUGACUGAGGGUGUAGGAAAAAUAGCACUCGAAAUGGAAGGAGGCAAACCUGCAUUCAUAGAGAAUGUGUUAUUUGUUCCCGGCAUGGAAUGCAAUUUGAUAAGUGUGGGACAACUGAUUGAAAAGGGUUUCUCAGUAGACAUUCAGAGACGUACACUCAAGUUGUUUGUUCCGAAGGGGAGAUUCGUUCUUAUGUCUACAAUGUCAAAAAAUAGAACUUUCAGAACCACCAUCAAAACUGCAAAUGCUGCGUGUCUUCUCACCACAUCUUCCACUAAUGAAGCUUGGCUCUGA